Capsella rubella is the source of this 810-nucleotide messenger RNA. RefSeq lists its product as uncharacterized. The record is from RefSeq and is a predicted model, not a curated record. The transcript has a single exon. Lineage: Eukaryota; Viridiplantae; Streptophyta; Magnoliopsida; Brassicales; Brassicaceae. The coding region runs from base 48 to 614 and encodes 188 amino acids.
GAUUAAAGGAUCCAGAGAAGAAGGCAAGCAAACAUAUAUAUAAAAAAAUGAAGAAGGCGGCGGAAUUCGUGAAGCAGAUAAUAAACAUGUUGACUGGUUUAGCAAAGGAUAAGACGAAGGAGCUUAAGAGGAAGACACGAGCCUUCAAGACACGUCUCGUUAUAUUCUCGCUCCUCCACAACAGACACAUGGUGGUGAGCUCUUUGUCUCACAAGCUUAAGACCAACCCAACCUCGAAAAAGAUAGAUCAUGAUAAUCAUCACAAGGAUCAUGAUCAAAACAUGGUGGUGGUGUAUAGCCACAACGUUAACGCCAUGUCUAGCACUCCUGUCUCUCCUCAUGUAGAAUAUCAAUAUGCCGAGGAGGAAGAAGAAGAAGAGGAAGAGGAGGAGGAAGGAAAGUAUCCAGACUUGAGGCACUCGCUGUUUGAGGCAGAGGGUUCAGUAAUAGACAUGGUGAAGCAUUCCAAGGAGGACAAGGGAGAAGAGUUUCGGUUGGAAGAUGAGAUCGACAGAGUUGCUGACCUUUUCAUUACUCGUUUCCACCGACAGAUGUGGUUGCAGAAGCAACUGUCUCUCGAAAGCCCAGACGCUUCCUCACCAUUACAAUCUUAAUGAUAUGCACUCCCUCAUUGUUUUUUUUUUUUGGGGGCCAAGGACGAUGCAGUGAUCCUUAUAGAUUUUGUUUACGUAGAGAUAUGUGAAAACGGGACAUGUUUAUUUGUUUUUCCUUCAACCUGUAUCUAACAAAGUCCCCCCUAGCCUCUUCGUUCAAGGCUCAUUACAGAAAUAAACACACAGUUUUCUUCUU